Molecule: messenger RNA, 1075 nt
Organism: Dissoconium aciculare CBS 342.82
Lineage: Eukaryota; Fungi; Ascomycota; Dothideomycetes; Mycosphaerellales; Dissoconiaceae
Exons: 4
Coding region: 382-963 (193 amino acids)
Source: RefSeq, a predicted model, not a curated record
CCCUUGGCCAUGAUUUUAUUUGAUAAGUAGGUCACCUGCAUCAUCAUCUUUUCGCAGUCUGCUGUUCUUCAAGUGCUUUCCUUUUCCAGUCGGUGAUAGUCAAGUGUUACUCUUCUCAUCUCAAAACCGACAUCAUCCACCUCACGCCUUCGAUCCUUCCAAUGCUCUACGAACUGGAGAGCAAUAUCUCAACGAUGUCCAUUACGAUCCCCGAACUACCCGAAGCCGGCAACAGCGAUGAUACAAGCCGUCGCAGCCCUCUCAAGCCCAUGGUUGUUGAAAUUCCUCAUCACGAGAGCGAUUGUUCGAUGUCGUUCUAUACAUCAUUCCUCAAAGCCCAAUCGGACACCAUCACAGAAUAUCUUUCCCUGCUAGAUCGUCAUGAAGACCUCUGCCCUCCAGCUGCUCAGCACUCUAGCACUACUUCUAGCGACCGUCUGGGCGGAGCCGAGCGAUGACCUGCGGAACCUGACCAACUCAUGCCUAAACGUGGCCGAUUCAUUGACCUUAUCCCUGAACGACACUUCAGCCAAGAACACCUCGGAUCUAGUGCAAUAUGUCAUGUAUGAGGUGGGCGCCUCUAUGGCCAAUCUAGGCUGCGACACCUCAACUCAACAUGUGCCACGCAUGAACAUCACGAACACCACGUCUGUUGCAGAAUUCGACGACACUUAUCUCGAUUACGCAGCUAGCCUGGGUGAACUCUCCCACGCCGUCAUCGCCCGUGGACGCAUCUUCCAUCAAGAAAUGAAUCUGCCUGUCGUGGUCGCACUCCAGGGUCUCGCUUCUGCGGUCUACUACUACGGUCGAUGCUUACGCAAUGGCAAUUUCAUCUCCCAAGGUGCCACGAUCCGCACUUGGACUGCCGGCAGCGACAUCGUUGAAGCACAGACUGCCUGGGACAAGAAUUUGAACUAUCCGGGUCGCCGACGCCGUGCCCGGCGAGCCAACGACCGGAAGUGAUCUUUGCCGCGGAAUGCAUUCCUAAGUAUCCUUCCCUUGGCCUUUGGGAACAAGACUGUCAAGCUAUCUGAGUGUCGACGUAGCGCAGCGGAGACUGGAGCCAUGAAUCGAC